This is a messenger RNA of Triticum dicoccoides, 1477 nucleotides long. Its product is annotated as putative F-box/kelch-repeat protein At4g22430. The transcript is spliced from 2 exons. The record is from RefSeq and is a predicted model, not a curated record. Gene Ontology annotation, molecular function: protein binding. NCBI's taxonomy places the organism in Eukaryota, Viridiplantae, Streptophyta, Magnoliopsida, Poales, Poaceae. Bases 1 to 1356 code for a protein of 451 amino acids.
AUGACCAUGUGCAUGGACUCCGCUACGAUCGAGAUACCAAUGGUCGGUCGUAGCAACAGGAGCGCCCCUCGUCGUGGUGGCUCAUAUCGUUGGUUGGAGGCGAGGCUGCGCCAGAUCCUCCCCUGCAUCAUACGCACGCUCUCCCGCUUCCGAUCCAUGGAGGAGGCGGAGAUCUUGGGGACCAACACGAACUCCAGGCCGGAAACUCAUCCAGGGGCGACGGCGGAGGCAGCUGGCCUGCUUAGCGACGAUCUCAUCCUUGAGAUCCUCUCCCGCCUCCCCGUCAGAUCCCUGCACCACUUCAUGUGCGUCUCCGUGUCCUGGCGCAACCUCAUCGCUGACCCCGCCAACCGCAGGACGCUGCCCCAGACCCUCGCUGGCUUCUUUUACAUGACCAUCAACAACAGGAUCGGCCACCACUUCGCCAGUGUCUCCGGCGACGGCGCAGCCCCGUUUGACCUUUCCAUCCCAUACUUGCACAAUAACAAGUACGGCGGCAUCACCCAGUUGGACGCCUGCAAUGGCCUCCUUCUCUACUGCGGCUUCAAGAAGAAGAUGGAGAGUUGGGAUGAUUUCCGUUUUCUAGUGUGCAAUCCGGCCACUGGGAGGUGGGUGGAGCUGCCCCCUCGGCCUCCUGUGCCCGCAAACAGAUAUUGCUGUACCACAGGUCUUGCUUUUGAUCCGACAGUCUCAUCCCAUUUCUAUGUUCUUCACUUUGAGCAGGCCGUUCCGGGAACUUACAUCACAGGAGUGAACAUCUACUCGUCGCAGACAGGAGCCUGGAGUUUCAGGAGUGGUAGUAGGAUGGUUGAGAAAGUGGUGCCGCUCAAUAGUAAAUGUGUCUUCAUCGGCGGUAUGAUGUAUUUGAUUGGCAACCUGACGGGCUUCAACAACAAGUACGUGCUGAUGGUGGUGGACACGGAGGGGGAAGUGUGGAAGACUAUACCUGUGCCGUACGGCCGAGGAUCUGCCACAAUUGGAGUGUCGCAGGGGUGCUUACACUAUGUUGUAGCUUCAACGCUUUCAGUCAAUGAUAGUAAUGAACUCCUAGCUUCUGGGAUAACACUUUGGUGCCUCAAGGAUCACGACAGUAAAGAAUUGGUUCUGAAGCGUUCUGCCAACAUCAAUGAGCUUAUGGGCAUGAUUGGGGAGAAGUACAGGGUGGCUGCGAUUCAUCCAGAUUGCGACACCGUUUUCUUGAUGUCAUCUGGAGGUGAUACCUUGGUAGCGUAUGAUAUGCAACAUCAGAAACUUCAUUGCAUCCUUAAUCUUGAGAAAGGCAUUACAAAACCGAAACGGUUUCUACCCUAUGUUCCUCUGUUCUCAGAGUCAUUACCAGAUGCAGAUGGGCAGUAGCUUUACCUUCAAACCACCCCUGUGCUUCCUCCCAAGAACCGUCUCUUCUUUCGGCUGAACAAUUUUUCUGUAUACUUUGGAAUCUGCUUCAAUCAUGCUGCUCAAUUUGCUACUGCUUACA